Messenger RNA from Arvicanthis niloticus (Nile rat), 2006 nucleotides. Lineage: Eukaryota; Metazoa; Chordata; Mammalia; Rodentia; Muridae. The record is from RefSeq and is a predicted model, not a curated record.
GACAGGCCUGCGCUACCAAUGCUCCCGUGGGCCAGGAAAAGGGAGCCUGAGAUAGAUCCUUUCGUAAUACUAAGUACUGUACAAGGAUAUGUGGCUCCACCCCAGAGCCUGCCAUCUUCCUGAUCAUCAGAAUGGACGGACGUACCCUGCGGUGCAUGCUGGGAUUAGGGUGGAGCUGUGGGCGCCACCAUGUUUUUGUACGGCGGAAGCGCAAGGUGUUUUAGCUCACCUGGAAAGACUAGAAGCUCAAACGACCAGACUGAAUAGAAAGUCUGAGGAACCAACGGUUCGUGAAAAGGAAAGUUCUCUCAGAACUAAGAUUCGAGAGCUGCAGCAGCAGCGAGAUAAACUGAGGGCAGAAGUGAAGCAGCGGAGAGCUAGAGUGAGUAGAAAGGUUGAAGAAUCUUCUGCCAAAGAAGAUCCAAGCCAAACAGUGAUUAGUGAGCAGGAAGAUCUGGAAAGGCAGUGGAGAAACGUGAAAGCCAUUCUGCAGGCCUAUCGCUUUACAGGGCUCAGCGGGAAGCUGACCAGUCGUGGAGUCUGUGUGUCCAUCAGCACCGCCUUCGAGGGGAGCCUACUAGAGUCCUACUUUGUGGACCUCGCCAUAGAGAAACCAGUCCGGAUCCAUCACCAUUCCAUCCCAGCCUUCAUCCCUCUGGAAAAGAUAGCCACAGCUCACCUACAGACUGAUAUUCAGCGCUUCCUGUUUAGUCUCUGGGAGUACCUAAAUGCCUACGCGGGAAGGAAGUACCAGGCAGACCAGCUUGAGAGUGACUUCUGCGCUUUCCUCACGGGACCUUUGCAGAGAUACGCCCCGUGCAACAUGCUGUCAUUCACCUAUAAAGUGGAGCAUGGACACCAGAUCUUCUCCUUCAGUGCCAGGCUGCUGUAUGAGGACCUCACAUCAGCUCUUCCCACGGAUGUCACUGUGACAAGGCCAGGUGUGGAAGCGUCAUCCCCUCGCUGGGAAGAGCACAGAGCAUCCCAUGAAAUGCUCUUCCGUACCAAGCCCCUGCACCAGGUGUUUGCCUCAUUUUCCAAAGAAACUGAAAAGCUGGAUUUGAGCCUGGUCUCCUGAAAAACUGUUUCUCUAUUUGGAACACAUAUGAAGUGAAUACACUUGCGCUGCCUGCAGUCCAGAACCUGUCAGCAAAAGCUGUUGGGAGAGCACAUGCCUGAAGACCACCAUGAGAACAGAUACCCACGUCAUGGGAAUGACAAGGAGCCUAUCUGCAGACAUAGACAAGUCCCUGUGUGUAGGCACUGGGCAAGUUAAGGACAGUUCUCUGUGACUGCUUGUUCACCUUGUACAGUGCUCCAGAAUGUCUCUUCCUCCUAGAAGUGCCGGUGUUGAUUUGAUCGUAUGUAUAUAUUCUUGCUGAAAAUCAGCUAAAAUGGGGGUAAUUGAAGACACUUUGUGUGCAUUUCUAGCUCUUGCGGGAACUAUAAAUCUAUAAUAGGGCUUGUAAUUAAGAAGGGAGAGUAUCUUUUAGACUUUGGUUUGGAGCAGCAUGUUCUAGGCCACUCUUUGAUGGGAAACAGUAUUUUUAUACUUGGGGGUUCUAUGUAUUUAAUAUUGUUUACUAUAACAAUUCAGCAGAGAAUGGAAUGCAUGAUGUCACUUUAAGGAAACAUUGUUGGAAAUCGGCACAUAGAUCAGGGGAGGCUCCCCUGUCAUGUCUCACUCCUGCAAGCUCCAGGCAUGGCUGUCCUCUUCCCAUUUCCUAGACACUUUUAGUGCCUUUUCUCUUUAACCAUUGGUCUGUGGUGUGCAACAGGUAUUAUUCCUUGGCUUAGGGCUUCUUGACAUCUUUAGGCCUGUGUGCUAGGCAGGUUCUCCCAUUACAAUUCCUGCCCUUCCUCUGCUCUUCCCAGAAAGCAUCUUUACUCCACAGGCCCAGCACCUGGGCUUCAGUCUAAGUUAGCUGCUUCCUAGAAAUCUCCAUGUGUGGGAGCUCCAGCAAACUUCAGGAAGAGAGCAUGAAAGCUUAGCCAGGGUCCCCCUA